This is a messenger RNA of Scleropages formosus (Asian bonytongue), 2640 nucleotides long. RefSeq names its product HMG box domain containing 4b (gene hmgxb4b). NCBI's taxonomy places the organism in Eukaryota, Metazoa, Chordata, Actinopteri, Osteoglossiformes, Osteoglossidae. The record is from RefSeq and is a predicted model, not a curated record. The transcript has 14 exons. The coding region runs from base 420 to 2417 and encodes 665 amino acids.
ACGUUAAAAAUGCAGCGAUCUGACAGUGCGAUGCUUACGCUUAUGUGGUUUGAAAGGUGGAAACUGUGAUGAAAUUAUUAAUCGUUGUUGAGACUCGGAGAGGCACACUGACUAGCCGGGUCGGGCCUGGCUGGGCUGCCCGGGCUGCCCGCGCUGCCCGCGCUCCGCUCUCCGCGUUGCCUCCCUCCCUCCUUCCCUGCCUCCGUCCGCCCGCUCUUUGUUUACCGCGCAGCACAAAGAUGGCGGCCGCCGGCGCGCGAACUACCUUUCUCUGAAGGCACCGUGUGCAUUAAUAUGGGUCAGCAGGUGGCGUAGUGAUUAGAGCCGACGAAGGACUCGGGUCUGAAUCCCAGGCUCCUGCUCUAGUAUCCUUGAUCAAGUCAGAUACAGAGACACUGAAGGUCCAGCUGAGGGAGAUCAUGCCGUUUGAGGAGAUUAAGAAGAAAGGGAUGUUGGAGGUGUCGGCGAUGGAGGGGGAGGUGGGUCUGGUGGCCGGUCGCAGUCAGAGGGAGAAGAGGAGAUCCUACAAAGACCUGCUCCGGGAGGAGGAGGAGAUCGCGGCACAGGUGCGCAAGUCCUCCAAGAAACGACCAAAGGAUUCGGAACUGUUCUUGCUGGGUGGAGAUUCUCACAAGAAGAAGAAGAAACACUCAAGUGAAGACUAUUAUUACAAAGAGUACCAAGGUUCGGGCCUGCCUCCGCACAAAAAGAAACGAAAAUCUUCCGAUGGCUCCCUGUCCCUGUCCUCGUCGUCCUCCCUCGCUACCCACUCCACGGACACUGCCAUGGGACUGCUGCAAGCCAUCACUUCCCCAAUGGCAACGGGCUCAGAGCCCAACCCGCACCUGCACAAGAAGCCCUCUUACCCACCCUCCUCGUCCUCACAUUCCUCCUCUAAGGAGCGCAAACGUGACGGGGGGCUUGGAAGCAGCAAAGGAAGCCACUCUUCCUCCCACUCCCACUCUCACUCCCACUCCCACUCUCACUCCCACUCCCAUUCUCACUCUCAGUCCCGCUCGCUUACAUCGUCUUCGUCGUCUAAGAAGCACUCCUCCAAGUCGACGCUCUAUCUCAGUGGGGGCAAGAGCAACAGUGAGCCUCUGACCCUCAAGGAGGCAGAAGGGCUGAAAAUGAAGCUCAUCCUGUCACCCAAGGACAAGGGGGAAGGGAGCGUGUCUGAAGGCUUCCCUUUCCCCCCUCACUCCUCUUCCUCAUCAUCUUCUGCCCUCUCGUCAACCUCGGGAGUCAGGAAGGGGAGCUUGAAGAAGGACAAGGAGAGGGACAGGUUGCUGCUGUCAAAGGCGCCAAAGAAGAAGCAACACGGCAGGGAGCCGCUGCCCAUCGUAGGAGAAGAAGUGGAGCUGGAGGGACACUAUGGCGGAGGACUGAGCAUAAUGGCUGGUGAGAGUGCCUCCUCAGGGGGUGAACUGGAGGCAGGAGAAUUGGUGAUUGAUGACUCCUACACCCAGCUGACCAAGAAGAAGAAGAAGAGCAAGAAAAGUAAAAAGAAGAAGGAUAAGGAGCGGGAGCGAGAGAAAGAUAGGAGUGGCAGGGAGAAAAAGCACAGCCGAAUAGCAGGGAAGAAAGGCUCGUCUCUCCUGCUUUCCUCUGGGGACGUGUCUAGAAGUCACUCGCAUUCUCACAGUUCAGCCAAUCACAGCACUGGAGUCGGAAUUUAUGCCUUGUCCUCGCCAGUCUCCUCACAUCACCACCAGAGCAGUGACUCUCAGAGCGAUAAGAAGAGGAAGAAGGAUGACAAAGAGAGGGAAAAGAUGGAGCGGGACAAAGACAAGCCCAAAAAGAAAAAUAUGACAGCAUACCAGGUGUUCUGCAAGGAGUACAGGGUCAACAUCAACGCAGAGCAGCCAGGACUAGUCUUUGGUGAACUGAGUAAGAAACUGGCAGAGGUGUGGAAACAGUUACCUGAAAAAGACAAACAGGUAUGGAAACAGAAAGCUCACUACCUGCAGCACAAGCAAAACAAAGCAGAGGCCAUGACAGUCAAACGCAAGAGCUCUGUGUCUGAUGGGAAUAAAGUCAAAGUUUCAGUGAAGGUAACUGGAGGAGGUGGAGGAGCAGGAGGAGGAGGAGCAGCAGCAGUUGGCGUGACAUCUCCUAGCCGAGCGUCUGCUGGCGUGUCCCUGUCUCCAGCAAGGGUGCCUGAGGUGGACCCCAUUGAUGCAGCUGCUCAUCUGCAGCUGCUGGGAGAGUCCUUGUCGCUCAUUGGACACCGGUUACAGGAGACUGAGGGUAUGGUAGCUGUGUCUGGGAGUCUCUCAGUUCUUCUGGAUUCCAUCCUAUGUGCCCUGGGGCCUCUGGUCUGUCUCACUGCCCAGGUUCCUGAGCUGAAUGCCUGUCCACGACACAAUCUGUCCAACACACUGGACAACAUUGCUUACGUCAUGCCUGGCCUGUGAAGACUGCUAGGACAAUGGUGUGAGAUCAGGGACUAUACCAUGAAGAGAAGAUGUAUACGUUUUCCUCUGAAAGAGGACGGACUGUGCUGGAGGCUUGGCAUUGGAAGACCUUGCACUUUUCAGCCAGGCACUGGACAAACUUGGACAUUUCUAGUUUUACCUUGCUCUUAAUGCAUUCUUUUUCCACAUUUUUGUUUUAUUACUCUUAUUUUUUCAAUUAAAC